Macrosteles quadrilineatus (aster leafhopper) is the source of this 1907-nucleotide messenger RNA. Its product is annotated as tRNA-uridine aminocarboxypropyltransferase 1. Gene Ontology annotation, molecular function: tRNA-uridine aminocarboxypropyltransferase activity. Gene Ontology annotation, cellular component: nucleus. Bases 16 to 1176 code for a protein of 386 amino acids. The transcript has 6 exons. The record is from RefSeq and is a predicted model, not a curated record. Lineage: Eukaryota; Metazoa; Arthropoda; Insecta; Hemiptera; Cicadellidae. Gene Ontology annotation, biological process: tRNA modification.
UCAUUAAUAUACAAUAUGAAUAACAAAGGGCCCAGUACUAAACCCUGUGGGACCCCAGCAAGAACCUCUUUAAAAGAAGAUGAGCAGUUCCCUACAGACACCAUAUGUAACCUAGGUACCACAAAGAUGUCAAAUACAGAAGAUAACAAGUCAUUCUCCUCUAAAAGCAAGAUUGUAUUGGAAAUUGAUGCUUUUCCUUUCAAAGGAUUAAAGAUAUCCGAUGAUUGGGAAAAACUGGAUUCGAUUGAAAACAGAUCCACUUGUUCUGUGUGCAAGAAGUCCCGAAAAUAUUUCUGUUACACAUGCUAUGUAGCGGUUCCAGAGAUUCGGCACAUUGUCCCAGUCCUGAAGUUGCCAGUAAAGGUAGACAUAAUCAAGCAUGCCCGAGAGAUGGAUGGCAAGAGCACUGCUGUUCAUGCUGCUGUUUUGGCUCCGGAUGAUGUGAAGAUAUUUACUUAUCCCUGUAUCCCUGAUUACGAAGCAGAAGAAAAUGUCGUUCUUGUUUUUCCCAAUAAGGAUGCUGUAUCUGUUCAAGAAAUGUGUAGCAAACUUUUCAGGAAGGUCCGUCCUCUGGUCAACAAACGUCCCUGUCCUGACUCCAGAGGCUGCAUUGUUCAUCGAGUUGUGUUUAUUGACUCUACCUGGAAUCAAAGUCGAGGAAUCUUCAAAGAUCCUAGAAUCAAAGCGUUGCCGAGUGUGGUUUUAAGAAGCAGAUUGUCCCAGUUUUGGAGACAUCAAGCAGACAGUCCUCGUUGGUAUCUAGCAACAAUUGAAGCCAUUCAUCAGUUUAUGGUAGAGCUGGACGAAGCACAGUGGCAACUAGAUCACAGAAUAGUCCAACAUAGCGUGGACCUAGAAACAAACCCGAUCAACAACACCGAUCAACAGCUUGCUAGGUGUGAGGAUAGUAAAGGAGAAGGAACAAUACCUGGCCCUGCAAGUAGUUCUGAAGUUAUAUCAAGUAGGACGAACUGUGAUCAAGCCAAUAACUUAACAGACAGUCACAGUGAGGGAAAGGAAGAAUCCCAAAAUCCAAACAAAAGAAAAAGUGAAUGUAAUUAUUUUUACAAUGGCAAGUAUGAUAACCUGUUGUUUUUCUUCAGAUUCAUGUACAGUAAAAUACAUACAUUGUACGACCAUGACCAGUUGCGUUCAUACAAAAGGCGAUUAGAGUAAUUUGUGUUAUUAUUUAUCAAUCCAAUCUAAUAUAUUCCAUACAAUGCUUAAAUUUGCAUACCCUUAAGGAUUAUAAGACGGUGUUAAAUAUUUGCUAGUUAGCAGGUAAUACAGUAAUACUAGGAUUGCAUUUGAUGCCUACUGUGCUAUAAUUACAAUAUUGUGAUGAGGCACAUAGCAGAGAUGCUAUAGUUCGGCCGCUUAGAAAGCGACCUCCUCCUAGCUUUGGUUAGCAUUAGCACGCAGGUCGCUUUCUAAGCGGCCGAGCUAUAGUAAGAUUAAUGAUAAUAAAUAUUUACUGUUAUACUUGAUUUACACUAUUUAACCGUGCUCUCAUUUCAGUUGAUUAGUUUUUAAAACAUUUAGACUUAAAUAACAAAAAUAAUAGUCCUGCUGCAGCAAACCUGCAGACUAAAGCGGCCACAUGUGCCUUGCAUGGCUCGUGGUACUUUAAUAAUUUAUUCUGAAAUGGCGUACGAAUGUACCGUACGAAUGUAGGUAUUUUAAAUACUUGCCUUUAUCCACAAUCCCUGACCUCCAAGAAACUGGAUUACAGGACGAUUCCGUCCCAGUCACUGGUGAGGUGACUGUGAGAGGCUCGAGGCACAUGUGUGACUUAGUGGUGACCACACACUACAGACACAUGCGUGCGCACCACUGUCAUGACGAUGCAAAUAAUGGGGCUAUAACAGCAAAUACAACUGUUAUAUUAAAAACGUUAUAACAAUAAA